Drosophila hydei is the source of this 748-nucleotide messenger RNA. It is a transcript of the gene Cpr64Ac, whose product is annotated as cuticle protein 21. The coding region runs from base 65 to 682 and encodes 205 amino acids. The transcript is spliced from 2 exons. Gene Ontology annotation, cellular component: extracellular matrix. Lineage: Eukaryota; Metazoa; Arthropoda; Insecta; Diptera; Drosophilidae. The record is from RefSeq and is a predicted model, not a curated record.
UCUUGCAGUGCAGACGCGCUUCACACAGCAAAAGCAAAAGAAGGAAAUACACAUAUCCUACAGCAUGUUCGCUCAGACUCUUUGUGUGCUUGGCCUGGUGCUGGCUGUGACGGUGGCUCUGCCCAUUGAUUCGUAUGGUCCGUCGCUGAUUUCGGCUCCAGCUAUUUCGUAUGCGGCUCCCAAGCUGCUGGCGGCUCCAGCUGUUUCCUAUGCAGCGGCUCCAGCUAUUUCGUAUGCAGCGGCUCCUGCUAUUUCUUACGCAGCACCCAAGCUCCUGGCCGCACCCACUCUCGUGCAGCACGCAGCACCUGCUUUGGCUGUGGCCAAGGUAGCAGUCGCCGAGCCCUACGACCCCAAUCCUCAGUACAGCUUCUCGUACGGAGUCACGGAUCACCACACUGGCGACUCCAAGCAGCAGGAGGAGUCGCUGGUCAACGGCGUUGUGCACGGCAGCUACGCCCUGGCCGAGCCCGAUGGCACCAUUCGCAAGGUUACCUACACAGCUGACAAGAUCAACGGAUUCAACGCUGUCGUCGAGAAGAAGGGCGUGCCAGUGGUGGCCAAGCCCGCAGUGGCCGUUGCCGCCGUUCCGACCAUCACUAAGCUGGCGGUGCCCGCCAUCACGAAGAUUGGAUAUGCUGCACCGGCGUACGCUGCGUCUGGCUAUGGUGGACAUUACUAGAUAGCCACCGUGCCCGGAGUUCCGAAGACGACCUCAGACCGUUGUUGAAUAGUUCUAGUUUUGCUU